GGGCGUCUGGGUAAUCGAGGAAAUUCAAGAGAUUCCUCUGUGUAGCUAACAGCAGCUAGCCGCUUAAUCUCCUAGAAAACGCAGUUGUGGUAGUUUUACUGUUCGUGUCUGUCUGUCACCUGUGUUGCAGCUGUUUCCUAAUACGCCGCCAGCUAAAAGGCGAAGCGGGCAGAAGCGGACUGGUUCAGAUCCGCCGGGUGUUUGGACGCGGUUCCUUUUUUACCAGGAUGCUAGCAUACAGUAAGCAAGCCAGCUAGCUAGUGAGCUAGCAGCAGCCUGCUAACGUCGCUAAGUAGCAGCACUGUCCGGAUGGUGUGAACAGCCACGCAGCCGACUGUGGGGUGUUACUCGCCGCCGUGUAUGAUGUCAAGCAACCGAGGAGCGCAAAGCGCCGCCGGGGCAGGCUCGGUGCCCAGCACGAGCAGCAGCAGCGCGGGGAGCACGGCUAGCACCAACGGGGGCAGCGGCGGCGGCGGCGCCGUCACGAGCAACGGCAACGCUGGAAACGUCGUUCCCACUCGGCCGCCGGCCGCCGCCGCGGAGGGCGGCGCGUCGGCGGCGACGCUGGCCGCCGUGCCGUCGUCCCGGGGCCCGUUCGCGUCCCUGAGCAGAGCCUCUGCGCCGUCGGGCAGCAGGAAGAAGUCCCUCCAUCCCGCUCCCUUAUACAACGGCCUCCUCAAUUCCUACGAGGAUAAAACCAACGAUUUCGUGUGUCCCAUCUGUUUUGACAUGAUAGAAGAGGCGCAUAUGACAAAGUGUGGGCACAGUUUCUGUUUUAAAUGUAUUCGCAAGAGCCUCGAGGACAGCAACAGAUGCCCCAAGUGUAACUAUAUCGUCGAUAACGUGGACCAGCUUUAUCCAAACUUUCUUGUAAAUGAACUGAUCCUUAAACAGAAACAAAGGUCAGAGGAAAAGCGACUUAAGUUAGAUCAUCCUAAUGGAUCCAGGUGGCAGGUCUUCCAGGAUGUGCUGAAUCCUGACCAGGAGAACCUGGACCUAGCAAAUGUCAAUCUGAUGCUGGAGCUCCUCGUUCAGAAGAAAAAGCAGUUGGAGGCAGAAUCCCAAGCAGCCCAGAGACAGAUCCUAAUGGAAUUCCUUAAAGAAGCCAGGAGAAACAAGAGAGAGCAACUAGAGCAACUACAGAAAGAGCUCAACUGUCUUGAAGAGGACAUAAAACGUGUUGAGGAAAUGAGUGGUCUGUACUCGCCAGUGAUGGAGGCAGAGUGUACAGUGCCUAAUGUGGAGACUCCAUCGCCAGCACACAGCUGUAUGAUAGAGACGCCAGACUACAGCCAUCCCCCAGGGUUCGGUGGAGCAGCCCAGGGAAAAAGACAGACUUGGUACAACAGCACCUUGGCAUCAAGAAGAAAGAGACUGAUGGCUCAUUUUGAGGAUCUGGAGCAGUGCUACUUCUCUAACAAAAUGUCACGCAUCACAGAUGAGGGCAGGACUCUCAACCAACUGGAUGAUUUCAUGGAGUGUUUGUCCAAAUUCACCCGAUACAACUCUGUGCGGCCACUGGCCACCCUGUCUUACGCCAGUGACCUCUAUAAUGGCUCCAGUAUUGUCUCCAGUAUUGAGUUUGACCGUGACUGUGACUACUUCGCCAUUGCUGGUGUGACAAAGAAGAUCAAGGUGUUUGAGUACGGCACUGUGAUCCAGGAUGCUGUGGACAUCCACUAUCCCGUCAACGAAAUGACCUGCAAUUCCAAAAUCAGCUGUAUCAGCUGGAGCAGCUAUCACAAGAAUCUUCUGGCCAGUAGUGACUAUGAGGGUACAGUUAUCCUGUGGGAUGGAUUUACUGGCCAGAGGUCCAAAGUCUACCAGGAACAUGAAAAAAGAUGUUGGAGUGUUGAUUUUAAUCUGAUGGACCCUAAGCUCUUAGCCUCUGGUUCUGAUGAUGCGAAAGUGAAAUUAUGGUCAACGAACCUGGACAACUCUGUGGCCAGCAUUGAGGCCAAGGCCAAUGUCUGCUGUGUGAAAUUCAGCCCAACCUCCAGAUAUCAUCUUGCUUUUGGCUGUGCAGACCACUGUGUUCACUACUAUGAUCUACGCAACACUAAGCAGCCCAUCAUGGUGUUCAAAGGCCACAGGAAGGCUGUGUCCUACGCCAAGUUUGUCAAUGGGGAGGAAAUAGUUUCUGCUUCAACAGACAGUCAGCUAAAGCUGUGGAACGUCAACAAAACCCACUGUCUUCGCUCAUUCAAGGGUCACAUCAAUGAGAAGAACUUUGUUGGCCUGGCUUCCAAUGGAGACUAUGUUGCCUGUGGUAGUGAGAACAACUCCCUCUACCUGUACUACAAAGGACUUUCAAAGACACUGUUAACGUUCAAGUUUGACACAGUGAAAAGUGUCCUGGACAAGGACAAAAAGGAAGACGACACCAAUGAGUUUGUGAGUGCCGUGUGUUGGAGGGCCCUGCCUGAUGGGGAGUCAAAUGUACUGAUUGCUGCAAACAGUCAAGGAACGAUCAAGGUACUUGAGCUUGUCUGAAUGCUCAUGACAUCUUCAGCAGGUGACAGAAUCGUCAACCGCUUCUCUCUGCUUGGUAACGGGUCAGUCUGAUGCAGUCUGUCCCAGUUUGCCUGCUGACUUCUGGUGAAAUGAAGUGAACCCGUCUCAUUUUAAGGAGCUAUACAUUUUCAGACGGCAUCAAAGACUUUAGACCAGUAAAUCAGUAUAGCAGGAGGAGGUGUGGUAUGAUUUCUUUUUUUUUUACAGCAACAAAUCAAGGACCUAGUGUGGGAACAAAAUGGCGCAAAGGACAUUAAAAUGAAAGCAAGGUUUAUUUUGUUUCAGUGAUAUUGGCCACAGUGGCGCACCUGUGGCUUCAGGUCAUAUCAAAAGCUGUACCUGUUUCUUUUAAGGGUACAUCUGGCCAAAUGCUACUGGGGUGAUACAUUUUCCUUUUUGUUUUGUUUUUUUUAAGGCCAAAGCACAAAACUAAAUCACAUGCAAGGAUUGUCUUCAUGUAAAGGUUUUAAUCCACACAACAAAUGUUAUUUUCCCCUUGUAUGUUUAGUUUCAUGUUUUUCAGAUUGGGGAAAAAUCUAUUUUAAUAAAUAUAAUUUGAGUUUCAUCCCGUCACGUGUAUUAUCGCCUCAUUUUGUUUUCGACGGAUAAAUGCAAAUGUUUAGAAAUUCCAGCUGUUCUGUCCUGUCCUGUCCUGUCCUGUCAGGACAUAAUGAGAUUUGACAUGUUUGAAACUUCAGGCAUUGAUUUGCAAUGCAAUACUAAACUGGAUUUAUUUUUUCCAUGUCUUUGUUUCUAGUGAAUGCUACACAACAUCUGAUUUAGUUCUUUUAAAGGAGCAUUGGUAAUACACUUCAUAUACUCUAGCUUUCAACAUCUGGUCCAAUCUAAGCUGCAUUCUAACUUCAGACAAACAGCCAUCAGUCUCUGUAGAGUGGCAGCCCAUGUCCACACAGAAAGGACUGGCCAAACAGCCAAGACCUACCUAUUUUAUGAUAACUAAAUGAGAGAGCUGUUUUGUAUUUGUACAACUGAAUAAAUUAUUUCAAAACA
Molecule: messenger RNA, 3525 nt
Organism: Betta splendens (Siamese fighting fish)
Lineage: Eukaryota; Metazoa; Chordata; Actinopteri; Anabantiformes; Osphronemidae
Gene: cop1
Product: COP1 E3 ubiquitin ligase
Exons: 20
Coding region: 361-2493 (710 amino acids)
Biological process (GO): proteasome-mediated ubiquitin-dependent protein catabolic process
Molecular function (GO): ubiquitin protein ligase activity; protein binding
Source: RefSeq, a predicted model, not a curated record